UUUUUUUUUUCCGAACGCCUUUUAAUUAUAUAAAGGAUGGAUUUACUUAAUAAUUACGGAUCAAGUGAUGAAGAAGAUAAUAAUACCAUUGCAACCCUAAAGCAAUCUUCAUUAAUAAAGGUUAACUCAGUCCCCGAUACAGGAUUUGAUCAUAUAUCCGGAGCCUUAUACACAGCGCCAACAGCUACAGAAUUAACUGUGAAUGUACCAUAUAACGACAUGAAUCGACCUGUGUUAGGACCUGACAAUCCUUUUUCACAACGACAACUAACAAUUCAAAAUGUAGUUAACGGUCAUGUUGAACAGCAAGCCAUUUCUGAAAUGGACUUUCGAACUCAAUACCGUACAUUUGAAACAUAUGGAUAUGCACGCGAUCCUUCUCUUAACACGACAAAUAACUUUGCUGGACAGACUGGUGAAGGCUUGAUGGGCACAGGUUAUGUAGGUAACUUGACAAAUGCAACCAAGUUGGGAGGUGUAACUAUUCAUGAUCGAGUCAAUCGAGAUUUACGACCUAAUAAAGACGCACGUAAAAAGCGUAACAAAAAAGGUAAAUUGGAUCAAGUGGAUGGACCUGACGCGUAUAUGGGACCCUGGGCUGGUUACGAGGAUGAUAAUGUAGGUAUUCCUACUGGUUUAAAUGAAGAACAAGUAGAACAAACUGAAACAAUAACAACACAAGCUCCUGCAAAAGCAACUGAAUUUUCAGUUAAAAAUAUUGCUAAUGAGACACAUACAGAGACAACCAUCUUCCAUGGAGCCUCAGAACAUGAUUAUUUGGGACGUACUUAUAUGGCAGUACCUCAAGAUGUAGAUGUUAAUUUGUUUGGUGAACCUGGUCAAAAAGAAAGUUUCAUUCCCAAGAAGUUAAUUCAUACCUGGGAAGGACAUGAAAAGGGAGUUUCUAGUAUUAAAUUCUUUCCUAAAUCUGCUCAUCUUCUACUUAGUGCUGGUAUGGAUAAUCAAAUUAAGAUUUGGGAUGUAUAUCAUGAUAGAAGUCUUCUUCGUUCAUAUCUAGGGCAUUCAAAGGCAGUUAGAGAUAUUGCAUUUAAUAAUGAUGGCACAAAAUUCUUGAGUGCAAGUUACGAUCGUAAUGUGAAAUUAUGGGAUACAGAAACAGGAAAAUGCAUUCGUACAUUUUCUACUGGAAGAUUACCUUAUUGUUGUACAUUUAAUCCAGCUAAACAAAAUAUUUUUUUGGCUGGUUACUCUGAUAAAAAGAUUGUUCAAUUCGAUAUAAAUACAGGAGAAAUUACACAAGAAUAUGAUCAGCAUUUAGGUGCAGUGAAUACCAUUACCUUUGUUGACGAAAACCGUCGUUUUGUUACAACUUCAGAUGAUAAAACAAUGCGUGCAUGGGAAUUUGAUAUUCCUGUUGUUAUUAAAUAUAUUGCAGAACCAGAUAUGUAUGCUAUUCCUGCAGUGACACUAUCACCUAAUAAAAAAUGGCUCGCUUGUCAGUCAUUAGAUAAUCAAAUUCUUAUUUAUGGUGCUCGUGAUAAGUUUAGAUUAAACAGAAAGAAAAGAUUUGCUGGUCAUCUUAUUGCUGGUUAUGCUUGUAAACCUGGAUUCUCACCUGAUGGAAGAUUUAUCAGUAGUGGUGAUUCUAAUGGCAAUGUUUGGUUUUGGGAUUGGAAAACGUGUAAAAUUUUGAAAAAGCUUAAGGCACAUGAAAAAGUUGUUACAUGCACUGAAUGGCAUCCUCAUGAAACUUCAAAGGUGGCUACCUCUAGUUGGGAUGGAUUGAUUAAAUAUUGGGAUUAAAAUUUGUUGUUUUUUUUUAUUCAAAUAUUACGUAUAUAUAAUGUUAAAAAUUUGUAAUGAAUAUAAUAUAUGUGUAUGAUAUUGACAAAAAUGGCUUUAAAGUAGAGUAGACCGUCUUUAUCUUAUUAGUAUAAUAUAUAUUUU
Molecule: messenger RNA, 1908 nt
Organism: Cokeromyces recurvatus
Lineage: Eukaryota; Fungi; Mucoromycota; Mucoromycetes; Mucorales; Mucoraceae
Product: WD40-repeat-containing domain protein
Exons: 4
Coding region: 37-1764 (575 amino acids)
Biological process (GO): mRNA splicing, via spliceosome
Cellular component (GO): catalytic step 2 spliceosome
Molecular function (GO): protein binding; mRNA binding
Source: RefSeq, a predicted model, not a curated record